CACCUUUAUUUACUCAAGUUUUCAAAAAUGCUGGAAUGCGCCAUCCCGGAGAAGAUGAGGGCAGAGAGGACGUGCCCGGUGGGCACCCCUCAGAACUUCCAGCCACCUUUCCCGGGAUAUUGUGCACGGUUUCCAGAGAAGAUGGACAAUCUUGUCAUGGCUAUAAUCGGCGCGCAGUUCUCAUCGCCGUCGGCCGAUGACGGAACUGCCAUUGCACAGGUCAAGGAGUUCAUGGCCAAAGGACCGGAAGCCUUGCGGCCAGCUUUUUGGGAAGUGGUCUCCGUAACCGACAAGAAGAGCGCUUUCAACAUCGGCGUAAUAGCGUAUUGGUCUGGCACUGAGGUCUACAAACAAUGGACACUGGAAUCUGAAUUCCUAAAAUGGUGGGAAAGCCUGAGCGCAGAGAAGGACCACGGCUGGUUCCUUGAGGUCCUCAGUCCUUCGCUCGAGCGUUUUGAAACCAUCUUCUCCAAUCAUUCGGCACCCGAGGGUGCUGCGAAUAUGCAGGAAAAGAUUUCGGGCGAGCUAGAAGAACACGGUUAUUGGGGGAGUAUGAGAGAUCGCCUGGCAGCAGCACAGACCGAUCAACUUACGGGCGAUAAAUGGGAGGCUUCGGCCGCCACUGAGGGGAGCCACAACACUCUGGGCAAGCGUGUCCAAGUCCAAGGCAAGAAAAACCUAUGCAUCAUCCGAUCUGGUCAAGACUGGUCGGGGACUCUCCCGGAGGAACGCAAGCUAUAUCUGGAGACAAUGCACCCAGUACUCAUCGAGGGCAUGAAUUUUCUCCGCGACAAUGGCAAAGACGUCGGCUGCUAUAGCAUGAACCUGUGGGACGUGGUGGAUCCUACAACUCACAAGGCCGAUCAGGAGCGGACUUUUGGACUAGGCUACUUUGACGACUUGGCCUCUCUGGAGUAUUGGAGCAAAUCGCACCAGACACACAUCAACAUUUUCGGAGGCUUUCUUGUGUAUGCAAAGAAAUUGAACUUCCAAUUGUCUUUGAAGUUAUUUCACGAAAUCUUGGUCCUCAAACCGGAACAGCAGUCUUUUGAGUACAUCAACUGUCAUGAGGGGACGGGCAUGUUGAAUUCAUUGAGUGGGUAA
This is a messenger RNA of Periconia digitata, 1104 nucleotides long. The record is from the annotation of a GenBank genome assembly. Lineage: Eukaryota; Fungi; Ascomycota; Dothideomycetes; Pleosporales; Periconiaceae.